GGCAGCAUUUGUGCGUCUGACGUCAUCAGUGAAGCUUCAUUUGACGCUCUUCAGUGUUCUCUCAGAUGCUGUGCAUGAAGUGGGGGAGAGGAUUCUGCUUUUUCUUCGGAGAUGGAGUCUCAAAAUUCAAACCUAAUGUGUGCCAUAUGCCUGGACCGUUUCCGAAUCCCAGUAACCAUCCCCUGUGGUCACACCUUCUGUCAAACAUGCAUCACAAUUCACUGGGACACCAAGAGCAAGUCUGACAUUGGACCCCAGUGCCCCAUGUGCAAUGAAAAGUUUGCCUCCAGGCCCAUCCUCAAGCGUAAUGUGUCUCUGUCAGUCCUGACUGAGGCUGCGAACAGCACAGGGCCCUCCAGUAGAGAGUCACCGAUGAGGGGGAGUGAAGGGGCCAGAGCCAUGCUGCUUUGUGAUCGCCAUAAAAAGCCUCUGGUGUAUUACUGCAGGCAGGACAGGAUGUCUGUGUGCUGCGAGUGUGGCAUCUCUGAGUGUCUGAACCAUGAGAAGGUCUUGUUGGAGGUGGAAAGGGAAUAUCAAGAGAUGCUGCUAGAAAGAAAGCAUAAGGAGCUGGGGAAACUCAUGGAGGAAACGGAAAAGAAUAUUAAGGACCUGGCUGAUAAUAUCGAUCAAGCCAAGGAAACUCUUCAGCAGACUUCCACCUGGGUCAAUGUCAAGUUCUCCACCCUGAUAAAAAUCCUGGCUGAGAAGCAGGAGGCCACCGAGCUCUUCAUUGAGGAGCACAAAGAGUCUGCCAUCGCAGAGGCGGAGGUACGGCUUGCCGAACUUGAGGGACGCUCCCAGAUCCUCCGAGAUUGUCAGGGACAAAUAGCAGCUGUUCAAAGCCUCGCUGACAUAGAGCUUAUUAAGGAGUCACUGCUCAUAGAAGUUCCCCGUUUUGAGGAUAUUCCCACGAAUGUGACGCCAAACCUUCCCGAGCGAUUGAACGGUGUCACAGACGUCCUGACGCGAGUCUCCAAGCUGGUGUCUGAGGACCUGGAGAAAGCUGUGAGCACAGCUGUAGGUCAGGACAAAGAGGGUUCUCCUCAGGACAAGAGGCCGGUCCUUGCUGUGGUUCCGAGUCCAGCUGCUCCGUGCCACCCUGGUGGGAAGGAGGGCCUCAAUGCUUAUCGAUGUGCAUUGACCUUCGACCCUCGCACAGCCAACGGACACCUGUGUCUGUCCAUGGAGAACCGGAGGGCAGAGCACCUGACCUCCGGGCCACGCCCUGUCCCGGGUAAUGCAGCCCGCUUUGACCACACCUGGCAGGUGCUCUGCUUUCAGGGCUUCACCCGGGGACAGCACUACUGGGAGCUGGAGGUGUCUAAGCCAUGGGCCUACCUUGGGGUAACCUAUGAGACCAUCCCGCGAAAGGAGAAGGGCAAGAGGUGCAUGGUGGGUAUGAACGAACUGUCUUGGAGUCUGCAGCUGGACGAGCAUCAGCUCAGCGCCUGGCACAACGGCCGGAGGGAGACUCUGGUCAGCCACUCCCAGCACAGCCGCAUCGGCAUGCUGCUGGACUAUGAAGCCGGGACGCUCACGUACUACGGAGACGGGCAGACCAGGCUGCACGCCUUCCACUGUGCCUUCACCCAGGAGCUGUUCCCAGCCUGCUGGAUAGGAGAGGGUGUCAGCAUAACCCUCUGCUCCACAUGAGCUAACUCAGAAAGAAAAGGGAAGGAAGGAGAAAUAAGAAGCACUAUGAAACACGGGCACUAGUUGACUCAAUGUUGAAAAAUAUCCCUUUAACAUCAAGGACAUUUUUUAAUCUUCUAUUUCUUUACAAUGACUGCCUGAAUGAAGAAGUGACUGUGAAGGGCUUUCUCCCCCCGACGGACUAUCUUCACCUUACUCCAUGUAAUAUCAUAGCUAAAGAAAUGGUAACAAGCUCUUUGUCUGUAAGGCAAGAACUGAGAUUCUACAGAGAUGCAGUCUAAACAUUUUAUUGCCACCUAUUUUCAUAACUGCCUAUUGUGAGAGCUUCUUAAAAGAAGUAUUUGUAGCUUUCCCAUGUCUUACAUGAGAGGAUAUGAAGAGCCGUUGACUGUUGAACAAAGAAAUACAUUUUGAAAAACUUCCCUAGCUCUAGGAAAAUUGCUAAAAGCAACUGUUUGCUUCUUUUAACCCUUUUUAAGAUUCAACAAUUAGAACACUUCAGAGGAAAACACUACUUUGUUUUGUUUUGUUCUCAAAGUUGACAUGACGCACAUUAGAUUUUAGAUGAUCAAGUCUGCAUUCAGUUAGAGAUUGAACAAUCUCUUCACCUCAGUGUGUCAGAUUAUUCUGCUUUUACUUUCACUCCUCUUUGAACAACUGGGACACUUCGUGUUCCUGCAAGACGGUGAGCAGAUAUUUCAGGGUGGCUUACAGGCGUAUGACUAAUUAUGACAUGGCAGGGUUUCAUUUAAAAGUAUGCUUUUAAAAAGGAGUUCAUGAGCAGUUCAGAGGUAUCAGUUUGCACUGUGUUAAAAAAAACAAAAGCACUAUUUCUACCCUGGCAGCUUCUGCAUUACAUUCCUGAAUUGUUCCAGACACAGAGCACUGUGUGUGGCUCAGGUUCUUUGAGAGGUGAAGGUACGUCCUGCAGACUUGUGUUGCACAAACGUCAGAUUUCCCCUGUUACUGGUAACUGUAACUGGUUAGCUGAGCAUAAAUACUGGUUAUAUUAGUCCGGUACCACCAGUGCUAACAAAUAUCACUAAUUCACAUGUUCAGCAUCUUGUUGCCUGGCAACUAGUAGCAAUCAGUGGAGAAUUCAAAAAGUAACCCCAGCCAGAAAUAUUCUGACACAUAAUCUUGUAAAAAAAAAAAACUGACAUUUUUACACUUUGGGCUUUUUUCCCUUCUUACAUCAACAUUUGUUGCCUUUGGACAGAAACACGCCUGUUACUUCCCUUUCCCCAGUCUUUGAGCGCUAACAAUUGAGCUAACCAUCUUGCUUAAGCUUCACUGAAACAGUAGAAAUACAGAGUCACAUCCAACUUCUUUAUCAUGGCAAGCGUGCCAUAAGGCUUAGUUCCUCCUGGAAUCAAACGUGUUGACCACUUCUGUUUUUUUUUUUAAUCUAGUCCCAUUUCUCUAACAUGGAGGUGGAAAUAGAUCCAAACUCUACCUGGGCCACACAGUUUAUGCUCUUGUGUAAGUCCGUGCAGCAUUAAAGUGUAAGAGUGUUGGGACAUUUUUCACAGAUAUUUGAAAAGUUGUACGUGAGGAAUCGCUCGUCUCAGAGGUCAGGAAAUCUGGCACUCUUCCUGGGUUAUACUUGGCUUGUUGUUUUUUUUGCUCUUCAUUUAUUUUAUCUAAUCUCUGGGAUUCGAGCCACAUAAAAAUGGGAGUCAGUUAAUCAUUUAUUUUUUUUAUGUGUAUAGACAUUAAGUUUCUGCAGGGUACGUUGAACAUGAUCAUUUUAUUUGACAUUUUGCUGUUACAAAUAUAACACCCUCCCCCCCCCCCUCUGUUGAACCAUGAACAAUGUAGGUGAAACUAAAUCUCUGCGGGCUGUUCAUUACUACUGACAAAACAGAAGUGAAAAUGUCACAUCAUAUUGGGAUGUUUGUGUGGAUGCACGAAGACCCCGCCUGUACAAUCUAGAAGCUGUGAUGCUGACAGUGUUGUGAUUGAAUCUGCUGUACAGUACAAAUGUUUUAACCUUUUUUUUUUAAAGAUUUAUUUUUGGGCUUUUUUUAUGCCUUUUUUUAGAGACAGAAUCCGGGGAGGGAGAGAGAGAGAGUGGGCAAUGGCAUGCUGGAAAGGAGCCACAGGUUGGAUUUGUACCCCGGGCCGGCCGCUGUCGAGGACUCAAGCCUCUUUACAUGAGGCGCGUGCACUACCCGCUACACUACUGGCCCCCCCCUUUUUUUUUGAAUCACAAGCACUUAAGCAUGGCCAUGUCCCUCAGAGCACUGAGGUGCAUCAUCGGUCUUUGGGGAAACUGCUGUGGAUUUGCACAAGUUAUUCGGAAGCACAGAAAAGAACUACUGACUCUGAGAAGGGGAAAAAGCACAUUCCCAGUCUGCUUGAGCCUAAAGACAUAAAACAUAAGCCCUCCUGCCGACUCUGGAAUAGGUUUAUGUAAAGUAUGCUGUUGCACUGUUCUGUGUUCAAAGUGGGAAUCCAUUAAUGUUGGGGGGGGAACACAGACUGAGUGUAAGAAGUGGACGUAGCAUGGUGACGUCAACCAUUGGUUUGUAAACUGUUGUUUGAAGUGUCAGAAAACGGCUCCAUCAUUGAAGAUUCAAUAGCAGUGACCUGUCUGUAACAGGUUGCAUACUCUGCUUUACCAUCUAAUUUCACUCUAAAUCUAACCAUUCUUUCAAGACAAAGCAACGUCCACUUCUUAUAAACAGUCCACUGUGUAGAAAUAAAGACAGCCAUUCUUGUUCACAUGAAUCAAGAUCAAUUUAAUAAAAUCCAAUCCAAUGCGUACAAGCAUUAGUAGAGAUCAUGCUUUGGUUUACAUAGUUGAGCCAUUUUACAUGAAUUGUUCAAUAAAUUAGUUUGAAAUAAAUAGAGAGCCUUAUUAUUAUUA
Molecule: messenger RNA, 4525 nt
Organism: Labrus bergylta (ballan wrasse)
Lineage: Eukaryota; Metazoa; Chordata; Actinopteri; Labriformes; Labridae
Gene: trim65
Product: tripartite motif containing 65
Molecular function (GO): protein binding; zinc ion binding
Source: RefSeq, a predicted model, not a curated record